This is a messenger RNA of Effrenium voratum, 2451 nucleotides long. Lineage: Eukaryota; Dinophyceae; Suessiales; Symbiodiniaceae. The record is from the annotation of a GenBank genome assembly.
AUGGAGCAUGAAGACCCAGGCAUGCGCAGAAAGCGGGAUGCCGUGCGAGGGGAUAAGCCAGUGCAGUUCUCGAUGUUCGACCCGAUCGUGGCCUACGACGCCAUAUCGACCAACUGGGUCAACGUCCCGGAGGUUGCAAAGCUUGGCAUCCAGGCGGCUCACAAGAAAAUUGGCCUGGCCCGGCAGGAGCGAUCUGAGCUGCAAGUGGCCUUGGACAAUUUGCAAAAACAGCUGCGCGGAAUGCAGGAGCACAAUGUCCAGCAGAUCCAAGCAAUAAAAGACCGCAUCGAUAUCCUGAACAAAACCACGAAGCGGAAGAAGAAGUACAGAAAAAGUUCUGCGUGUCCCACUGAGCAGGAGUUGAAGGAGUUCCGCUCGAAUGGGUCGACGACUCUGUCGCCCCCAGCAGCAGCGUCACGGUCCAGGCCAAGUAGUGGAAGAGACUCCUUUGUGCCAGUCCACGCACGGCGGAGCAGCGUGAAAGGGCAUUCCUCUCGUCAUUUGGAGCUUGCCGAGCAGGUCUCCGAGGCCUCCAGCGAUGAGUCUUCGGUGGGCGUUAGCGCAGAGCAGCAGACUCUGUUAGACCAGAUCGAGCCCCUCAAGGAGCAGACCUUGGAGCUUCGGACAGGCCUAAAGAAGGAGGGACAACGACGAGAUGUCCUGCUGAAGCGAAUAGAGAGAGUCGAAGAGCAGCUGAGUCAACUAGACGCCCGCGUCAAAGACGAGCUAAGCCCUCGAGCGCUGUCCUUGCUGUUCAGGCAGAUUAUCCUCAACGAGCUGCCUGCGACGGUGGACAAUUCGGUGUCUCAGACUUUUGAAGUGUUCAAGAAGUUGACAGACUCCAUUGAGAGGCGGCUGGAGGAUGAUGCGUGGCGUCAGUCCAUCCAGGAAGUCCAGGAGCGAUUGCGGCAGCUGGAGGAGCUGGCGCAAAGGCAGAUCGACCGGGAGGCUAGUUCGGAGCUCUAUGCAGAAGUGAACAGCCUCCGCUCCAGCUUUGCCAGGAGCGAGGAGAUCGGUAUGCCCACCGUGCACCUGGCUCCCGCUGUUGCAGGUCCACUGGCUGAAGCUAGCUUGGACUUCGGUUUGCGGAGGCCUGAAGGUCGGGUGAAAGCACCUUUGGCUGACAACUCUCCGACGCAAGCUGUCCGCUCUGUGUGGGAGCCGAAGCAAGGCUCGGAGUCCUUCAUGGGGACAUCCAGCCCGACAACCUCACGACAACCUGUGCGCAGCGAUGAUGAAAUUCCUCUUGGAGGACUUGCGGAGCACUAUUCGGAUUUGGAUGCGUCCGGGCCGAAGGUGGGGAUGCACGCCCAGCCCUCCGAGGAUGCGCUCCUGCGCCGGGACAAGCGCUCCAGUCUGUUGCAGAGCCAAGUCAACGAGCAAGCUGAACAGUUGCGAGUGGCUCAAGAUCAGCUCUCAUCGCUGGCGGAGACUCUGCAAGAGCAGGCAGCGCAGAGCAGCAGCAAGGAGGAGAUGCGAAGGCUUCAUGAGGCCCAGAGCGCAGCGCUGGCGGAGCUACGAGGCAACUUCGAGAGGACCAUGGACACGAUGGAGUCAAAUGUCAACCAGCAGAUGUUGCAAACGCAGAGACGGCUGCAGACGAUGGAUGCCACCAUGUCCCGCGCACAAGAGAACCUUAUAGAGAAGACGGAAGGCCGUUUCCUGGAGUUCAUGUCCGAAGCGGAAUCCGAGCGCGCCCGGCUGUGGCAUCAGAUGUCUGUCCUAUUCCCCAGGUUUCUUGCGAAUGAGAGCAAAGCGCCCAUGACCAUGUCAGAGGCCAGGGUCUUUGCCAUUGACGUCCGCCUCGACUCCGUAGAGGACGGUAUUGUCAAGCUUAUGUCCCGGGAUGAGGACGAGAAGAAGCGAUCUGGUCGUAGGAGCUCGUCCUGCCUGAGACCUGAGGAUCCGCAGGAGCAGAGUGACCCCCUGCCAGCGAUGGAAAAAUUGAAGGCACCUCAGGCAUUCCAGAAGGAUCGUGCGCCGCACCAGCUGCCGACGCAGGGCCGCCCGUCUCUUGGUGGCAAGCUGCGCACGGCCCUUCUCUUGGCAUCUCCCCGCAGAAGCGCCGCAGCGCCUGCCCGAAACGCGUCCCCGGAACUGCCUGGGCGCGUCUCCCACAUCCCGGACCUGGGCGCCGAGGUCUCAUCGCCAGAGCUGGAGGGUCUUGAGCUGCAGGUGGAAUUUGGGCCUACGCCAAGGGCGACGUGCCUUUCCCAGCCACUGGCUGGGCUUGAUCUGUCCAUGGAUGACGCUCUGCUGGAGGUCAUGGGCGAAGCAAGGAACGACGCCGAGGAUGCCAAGCUGGUUCGUUCCCUGAACCAGAAGGGCAAGCGCUGGCGCAUGGGAGAUGCUGCUGUGGGCCGGGUGAUCCUCGGGCAGGAGACGCGGCCCGGAACGGCCCGAGUGAGAGGCCAGUGGCUGGGGACUUUGUGCCGGGACACUGAAGCCUGA